UUGACACCCCCAUAAUCUCUUGUUGUACGUGUGGUUUCGCGUGUUUAUCCUGAAGGGCCUGAAACGUUAAUACAGAAAUUUUUAUAAUAAAACGUAAAACCACAGUGAAUAUUCGAAAAUGCCAGAGGUUAAAGAUGAUCCUCGACAAGUCCUGACGCUUCUAAAUUCCUUAGGGUUUGUGGGAAUCACUGCGGAGCAGCUAAAAACAUUCAUGAAGGACCUGAAAAUUUAUCGCAAAGUCAAGGAGCGUGAACGUCAACAGUGGAAGGAUGGAAUGAAACGAAAGAUUCUGCAAAAACAGAAGACGGAAUUAGCGAAAUUAUUGAUGGGACCUUCAAGUCCAGAACCUCCGCAAGCACCUGCUGAUCCUAUUGUGGAGAUACAAAUCGAGUGUGUUUCUGACAGUGACACGAACGAUGAAAGAGAUAAUGCAAUAGUCGAAACUAAAAGAGAGAACUUCCAUAAAAUAAGGGCUCUCCAGAAAAAAGAAACAACUGUUCCAACCAAUUCCGUGAAUGUGGGUAAGACAUUGCGAAAUCACAGUAAUGUGAAUCAGGAGAUAAAGACACAUCGUGGAUUGAGAAAUGUAACACCUCCGCGAUCUGCAAGUGCCCCAGACCUAUCAGAACCAGCGCCAAGAGUUUCCAGAUCAAAAAGUACUUCCUCCGAGCCCACGAAAAUGUCUUCUAGAAACCCAUCAAGAUGUUCCUCUCGAUCACAAUCCAAAUCCUUCAUUCGACCUUGGCGAUUAAAUCCAGAGACUCAGGGUAUUCUACAAACCGUUAAAUCAGAUCCAGUGGCGCUCUACCAGAAUUAUCAAAAAGGAUGGAAGCAAAUAUCAUUCCCCGGAGAGAACCCACACACAGAUAUUCGAUGGGCAGUGAGAGAAAAAAUGUUAGGGAUUGAUCCAACUCCAAAACCAAUCCUUAAAAAAUCCUGUAGCACAAUGAGUGUGAAACGAAGAUGAUAUAUCAUCUAUAUUUUUAAA
Messenger RNA from Fopius arisanus, 988 nucleotides. It is a transcript of the gene Hyls1, whose product is annotated as Hyls1 centriolar and ciliogenesis associated. The transcript has 3 exons. The record is from RefSeq and is a predicted model, not a curated record. Bases 119 to 967 code for a protein of 282 amino acids. Gene Ontology annotation, cellular component: centriole; non-motile cilium. Gene Ontology annotation, biological process: cilium assembly. NCBI's taxonomy places the organism in Eukaryota, Metazoa, Arthropoda, Insecta, Hymenoptera, Braconidae.